Messenger RNA from Aphidius gifuensis, 1061 nucleotides. RefSeq names its product probable tRNA(His) guanylyltransferase (gene THG). NCBI's taxonomy places the organism in Eukaryota, Metazoa, Arthropoda, Insecta, Hymenoptera, Braconidae. The record is from RefSeq and is a predicted model, not a curated record. Bases 84 to 992 code for a protein of 302 amino acids. The transcript has 3 exons. Gene Ontology annotation, biological process: tRNA modification. Gene Ontology annotation, molecular function: tRNA guanylyltransferase activity; magnesium ion binding.
UUUCAUUCUAACCUAGAAAAAUCACGUUAAUAAACAGUUGUUGGAUUUUUGUGUCAAACUACUUGGAACUUUAUUUUUAUUAAAUGAUUAUUAAUAAAAAUAUAAUAAGACUUGUUCCAAUUAUAAAAAAUAUUAUUAAAAAUACAAGAAGACCAAUUUUUACAUCAACAAUGGCUAAAAGUAAAUUUGAAUAUGUCAAAGAUUUUGAAACAUCAACAAAAUGUUUGCCAAAUUGUUGGAUUGUCAUAAGAGUUGAUGGUAAAAAUUUUUCAAAAUUUACUGAUACUCAUAAAUUUAUAAAACCAAAUGAUAUUCGUGCACUUGAAUUGAUGAAUAGUGCAGCUGAAUUUGUCAUGAAAGAAUACAACGAAAUAAUUUUAUCAUAUGGACAAAGUGAUGAAUAUUCAUUUGUAUUUAAAAAAGAUACCGCAGUUUAUAAUAGAAGAGAAGCAAAAUUAAUGACAAAUGUAAAUUCAUUAUUUACAUCAGCAUAUGUAUUUAAUUGGUCAAAGUUUUUUAAAAUUCCUCUUGAAUAUCCACCAUCAUUUGAUGCAAGAGUUGUUUUAUAUCCAUCUGAUAAUGAUCUGAGAAAUUAUUUAUCUUGGAGACAAGCUGAUGUUCAUAUCAACAAUCUUUACAACACAUGUUUUUGGAAUUUAGUCCAACGUAAAAAUAUAACACCAAAAGAGGCUGAAUUAGUACUGAGACCAACUUUAUCAUCAGACAAAAAUGAAUUACUAUUUAAAGAUUUUGGAAUUAAUUACAACAAUGAGUUAGUAAUGUUUAGAAAAGGUACAACAUUAAUACGUAAAAAUAUUAAAAAUACUGAUGGAAAAACAAAACCAACAGUUGUAGCAUUAUUUGAAAGUAUUAUUGAUGAUAAAUUUUGGAGAGAUAAUCCUCAAUUAUUGAGUGAACCAUUGCCACUAACAAUUGAAGAAAAAAGAAGCAUCAGACAAAAGAACAAAAAAAAAUUAUUAAAUGAAGCAUAAUUUCAUUUUUAAAUUUUUCUAAAUAAAUAAAAAAUUUUUCUAAUUCAGAAUAAAAAAAAUAUACAAUAA